GCGGGCCGCGGGCUCCGUGUCCCGGCCCCGCGUGAGCGCGCGCGCCCAGCCCGAGCCGCCAGGGCCGCGACCUGAGCGGAGAGGAGCGGGAGCGCUCUGCCCCGCCCGGGAGUCCCCGCCCGGGAGUCCCCGCCGGGCCUCCGAGCCGGAGUUUCAUUUUAGCUGGUGGUUUGCAUCAUUAUAGAGAACACUGAACUUUGGAAAAGAUGUUGGAAACCAUAGAUAAAAACCGUGCCCUGCAGGCAGCAGAGCGCUUGCAAAGCAAGCUGAAGGAACGUGGGGAUGUUGCAAAUGAAGACAAACUGAGUCUCCUCAAGUCUGUCCUGCAGAGUCCACUCUUCAGUCAGAUUCUGAACCUUCAGACUUCCCUGCAACAGCUUAAAGACCAGGUAAGCAUUGCUACUUUGGCAACUACAAAUGCUGACCAUGCCCACACACCUCAGCUCAGCUCUGCUAAUCUGCAAAGUGAAGCACUUUUGCUGUCUCCAAAUAAUGGGAACUUGGAAGCAAUUUCUGGACCACCUGUCAUGGAUGGGAAGCCUGCUUGUGAUGAACUUGAUCAGCUCAUCAAAAACAUGGCCCAGGGUCGCCAUGUGGAAGUAUUUGAGCUGCUCAAGCCUCCAUGUGGAGGCCUUGGGUUUAGUGUUGUUGGGCUCAGAAGUGAAAACAGGGGAGAGCUGGGGAUAUUUGUACAGGAGAUUCAAGAGGGCAGUGUGGCCCACAGAGAUGGCAGACUGAAGGAGACUGACCAGAUCCUAGCCAUCAAUGGCCAGGCCCUGGAUCAGACAAUCACACACCAGCAGGCCAUCAGUAUCCUGCAGAAGGCCAAAGACACUGUACAGCUGGUUAUCACCAGAGGCUCCUUGCCUCAGAUCUCCAGCCCCCAAAUUUCCCGCUCUCCCUCUGCGGCCAGUACAAUUUCAGCCCAUUCAAAUCCCAUUCACUGGCAGCACGUGGAAACUAUAGAACUGGUAAAUGAUGGAUCCGGUCUGGGAUUUGGCAUCAUAGGAGGAAAAGCAACUGGUGUGAUAGUCAAGACCAUUCUGCCUGGAGGAGUAGCAGACCAGCAUGGGCGAUUGUGCAGUGGAGACCACAUUCUAAAGAUUGGUGACACUGACCUGGCAGGCAUGAGCAGUGAACAAGUAGCACAAGUCCUUAGGCAGUGUGGAAAUAGAGUUAAGCUGAUGAUUGCUAGAGGUGCUAUAGAAGAGUCUGCAGCACCCUCCUCUUUGGCCAUCACCCUUUCUUCUUCCCCAUCUUCUGUACCAGAGAUGCGAGUUGAUGCAUCUACUCAGAAAAGUGAAGAAAGUGAGACAUUUGAUGUGGAACUCACUAAAAAUGUUCAAGGAUUAGGAAUUACCAUUGCUGGUUAUAUUGGAGAAAAAAAAUUAGAACCUUCAGGAAUCUUUGUGAAAAGCAUUACAAAAAGCAGUGCUGUGGAACAUGAUGGAAGAAUCCAAAUUGGAGACCAAAUUAUAGCAGUCGAUGGUACUAACCUUCAGGGUUUCACCAAUCAACAAGCAGUAGAGGUGUUACGUCAUACAGGACAGACAGUGCGCCUGACACUGAUGAGGAAGGGAACAAGACAGGAAGCGGAGAUCACAUCCAGAGAAGACACCUCAAAAGAUGUGGACCUCCCACCUGAAAAUCAUGAAAAAGAUGAAGAAUCUUUAUCAUUGAGAAGAAAUGCCAGCAUACUGCCAAUUGAAGAAGAAGGGUAUCCUUUGUUGUCAGCUGAGCUGGAAGAAGCUGAAGAUGUGCAGCAAGAGGCUGCUCUGCUAACAAAGUGGCAGCGGAUUAUGGGAAAUAAUUAUGAAAUAGUGGUGGCUCACGUGAACAAGUUUAGUGAGAACAGUGGGCUGGGGAUCAGUCUGGAAGCGACCGUGGGCCACCACUUCAUCCGCUCUGUUCUACCGGAAGGCCCCGUGGGACACAGUGGGAAGCUCUUCAGUGGAGAUGAACUACUGGAAGUGAAUGGUAUAAAUUUGCUUGGGGAAAAUCAUCAAGAUGUGGUCAAUAUUUUAAAAGAAUUGCCUAUAGAUGUGACAAUGGUGUGCUGCCGUCGAUCUGGGCCACCCAGUACCUCAUCAGAAUUGGAUAGCCUGGAUAUAGCUGAUCUUGAACUAACAGAAAAGCCUCAUAUCGAUCUAGGAGAGUUCAUCGGGUCCUCCGAGACAGAGGAUACCAUGCUGGCCAUGCCUGAUGUGGAUCAGAAUGUGGAGGAGGUCCAAACACCACUGGCCAUGUGGGAGGCUGGCAUUCAGUGCAUAGAGCUGGAGAAAGGAAACAGAGGCCUUGGCUUCAGCAUUUUAGACUAUCAGGACCCCAUCGACCCAGCAAGCACCGUGAUAGUCAUUCGUUCUCUGGUACCUGGUGGCAUUGCUGAAAAGGAUGGUCGACUUCUUCCUGGAGACAGACUCAUGUUUGUCAAUGACAUUAACCUGGAAAACAGCAGCCUUGAAGAGGCAGUGGAAGCCCUGAAGGGAGCGCCCUCAGGGAUGGUGCGGAUAGGAGUGGCCAAGCCUUUGCCUAUUUCACCAGAAGAAGGAUAUGUUUCUGCUAAGGAGGAUGCCUUUUUCUGCCCACCACCCUCCUGCAAGGAGCCAGGCCUGCCUGACAAAGCCCUCUUCAGGGCCGACUUGGCUAUGAUAGAUGCAGCUGAUGCUGAGUCAGGAGCUGAAUCAAGAUUUGAGUCUCCAUCAUCUCCCGAUAACGACAGUGUCUACUCUACGCAAGCUUCUGCCUUAUCUCUUCAUGAUAGUAGUUGUAGUGAUGUCAUGAACUACGGCCCCUCCCUCCCAUCAUCUCCUCCCAAGAAUGUGGCUGACAGUCCUGACCUAGUACUUGGCCUGCACUUGUCCCUGGAAGAGCUGUACACGCAGAACCUCCUGCAAAGACAGCAUGCUGGCUCUCCUUCCUCAGGCAUGGGCAGGGCAGCUACCCCUGACUUUGCCGUCAGCGACUACACAUCUGCAAAUGCUGCUGAACAAAACUAUGAAUGUGCGAACGCAGUAGCGUGGACUCACUCACAGUUACCAAAUGGCCUGCGCACCACAGAGCUUGCUCCUGCGCUGCCUGCUGUAGCUCAAAAGUAUUUAACUGAACAGAGUUCUCUGGCGUCUAAUGCUGAGUCUGGGACCCUGCAGAGUAUGUCCCAGGAAGGUUUUGAGAGGACAGUUACUAUCGCAAAAGGCAGCUCCAGUCUAGGAAUGACAGUAAGUGCUAAUAAAGAUGGCCUGGGAGUGAUUGUUCGAAGCAUUAUUCAUGGAGGUGCCAUUAGUAGAGAUGGCCGGAUUGCAGUUGGUGACUGCAUUUUAUCCAUUAAUGAAGAAUCAACCAUCAGUUUAACCAAUGCUCAGGCACGGGCCAUGCUGAGAAGACAUGCUCUAAUUGGACCUGACAUAAAAUUCUCCGCAGCACCUGCUGAUGAUCGAGCCCCCUUUUAUGUAAUUACUUAUGUGCCUGCAAAACAUUUGGAAGAGUUCAGAGUAAGCUUUGGUCAACAAUCUGAAGGAAUAAUGGCACUGGACAUUUUUUCUUCAUAUACUGGCAGAGACAUGCCAGAACUACCAGAGCGAGAAGAAGGAGAAGGGGAAGAAAGUGAACUGCAGAGUGCAGCCUACAGCAGCUGGAGUCAGCCUCUGCGGGUGGAACUUUGGAGAGAACCAAGCAAGUCCUUGGGCAUCAGCAUUGUUGGUGGUCGAGGGAUGGGGAGCCGGCUGAGCAAUGGUGAAGUGAUGAGGGGUAUUUUCAUCAAACAUGUUCUUGAAGAUAGUCCAGCGGGCAAAAAUGGAACCUUGAAGCCAGGAGACAGAAUAAUUGAGGUGGAUGGAAUGGACCUCAGAGAUGCAAGCCAUGAACAAGCUGUGGAAGCCAUUCGGAAAGCAGGCAACCCUGUAGUGUUUAUGGUACAGAGCAUUAUAAACAGACCAAGGAAAUCCCCCUUGCCUUCCUUGCCGCACAACCUUUACCCUAAGUACAGCUUCAGCAGCACUAACCCAUUUGCAGACUCUCUCCAGCUCACCACUGACAAGGAGUUACAGCAUUCAAGUACAGUCAUCUCCCAUUGUUCCCCAACUGACCCUUUUGCUCCCACAACAUUUAAGGCUCCCAACCAGUCAGAAUCUGAGUCAGAGAAGGUCGCAUUGUGCGAUGUUCCUGCCCCCUCUCCUUCAGAGAUGGGUAGUGAUUGUGUGCAGCCAUCUGCAGUCCUAGAAGAUGAUGACAAAGAGGAUGAGUUUGGUUACAGCUGGAAAAAUAUCCAAGAGCGUUAUGGAACUCUGACAGGCCAGCUCCACAUGAUUGAGCUGGAGAAAGGUCAUGGCGGUUUGGGCCUGAGUCUUGCUGGGAACAAAGAUCGAACCAGAAUGAGUGUGUUUAUAGUGGGGAUUGAUCCCAAUGGAGCAGCAGGGAGAGAUGGCCGACUACAGAUUGCCGAUGAGCUUUUAGAGAUCAAUGGCCAAAUAUUGUAUGGCAGAAGUCAUCAGAAUGCUUCAUCAAUCAUUAAAUGUGCUCCAUCUAAAGUAAAAAUUAUUUUUAUCAGAAAUGAAGAUGCAGUGAACCAGAUGGCUGUAUGUCCUGGAAAUACAGCAGACCCUUUGCCUUCAGCCUCAGAGAGUCCUCAAAAUAAGGAGGUGGAACCAAGUAUGGCAACUUCUGCUUCAGCUGUGGAUCUCAGCUCACUUACAAAUGUGUUCCACCUGGAGCUUCCCAAGGAUCAAGGAGGUUUGGGCAUUGCCAUCAGUGAGGAAGAAACACUCAAUGGAGUCAUCAUCAAGAGUCUAACUGAGCACGGGGGAGCAGCAAAGGAUGGAAGGCUCAAGGCUGGAGAUCAAAUAUUGGCUGUUGAUGAUGAACUUGUUGCUGGGUGUCCUAUUGAAAAGUUUAUCAGCCUUAUGAAGACAGCAAAGACAACUGUAAAGCUGACUGUUCGAACUGUGAAUCCAGGUUGCCAAGCUGUUCCUUUAGCAGUUGCUGCAGCCAAUGGAGAAAGGAAAGACAGCUCCCAGACUCCUGCAGUCCCAGCUCUGGACCUGGAACCCAUCCCAAAUACAAGCAGGUCAUCGACACCAGCAGUUUUUGCUUCUGACCCUGCCACCUGCCCCAUCAUCCCUGGCUGUGAAACAACAAUUGAGAUUUCCAAAGGACAAACAGGACUGGGACUGAGUAUUGUCGGGGGUUCAGACACAUUGCUGGGUGCUAUUAUUAUCCAUGAAGUUUAUGAAGAGGGAGCAGCAUGUAAAGAUGGAAGACUGUGGGCUGGAGACCAGAUUUUAGAGGUGAAUGGGAUUGACCUGAGAAAGGCUACACAUGAUGAAGCAAUCAAUGUCCUGAGACAGACUCCACAAAGAGUACGGCUGACGCUGUACAGGGAUGAGGCCCCAUACAAAGAGGAGGAUGUGUGUGAUACUUUCACCAUUGAGCUGCAGAAGAGGCCUGGCAAAGGCCUUGGGUUGAGUAUUGUUGGCAAAAGAAAUGACACUGGAGUAUUUGUAUCAGAUAUUGUCAAAGGAGGCAUUGCUGAUGCUGAUGGGAGACUGAUGCAGGGGGACCAGAUUUUAAUGGUGAAUGGAGAAGAUGUCCGCAAUGCCACCCAGGAAGCCGUCGCUGCCCUCCUAAAGUGUUCCCUAGGCACGGUAACUCUGGAAGUUGGAAGAAUCAAAGCUGGUCCGUUCCACUCAGAGCGGAGACCUUCUCAAAGCAGCCAGGUGAGUGACAGUAGCCUGUCAUCCUUCACUCUCCCACUUUCUGGAAUAAAUCCAUCAGAAUCAUUGGGAAGUAAUGCAAAGAAGAACGCAUUAGCAUCUGAAAUUCAGGGACUAAGAACCGUCGAAAUAAAAAAGGGGCCUGCUGACUCACUGGGAAUCAGCAUUGCUGGAGGAGUGGGCAGCCCACUUGGUGAUGUUCCUAUAUUUAUUGCAAUGAUGCACCCAAACGGUGUUGCAGCUCAAACACAGAAACUCAGAGUCGGAGAUAGGAUUGUCACCAUUUGUGGUACAUCCACUGAGGGGAUGACUCAUACACAAGCGGUUAACUUGAUGAAAAAUGCCUCUGGCUCCAUUGAAAUGCAGGUGGUUGCUGGAGGAGAUGUGAGUGUGGUCACAGGGCAUCAGCCAGAGCAUGCCAGUCCUUGUCUUGCUUUUACUGGGCUGGCAUCAAGCAGUAUAUUUCCGGAUGAUUUAGGACCUCCGCAGUGUAAGACCAUCACACUAGACCGAGGACCAGAUGGCUUAGGCUUCAGCAUUGUUGGAGGCUAUGGCAGCCCUCAUGGAGACUUACCAAUUUAUGUUAAAACAGUGUUUGCAAAGGGAGCAGCCGCAGAAGACGGCCGUCUAAAAAGGGGCGAUCAGAUCAUUGCUGUCAAUGGGCAGACUCUAGAAGGGGUAACCCAUGAAGAGGCAGUUGCCAUCCUUAAGCGGACAAAAGGCACUGUCACCCUCAUGGUUCUCUCUUGAACUGGCUGUCAGAACUGAACCAGCUCACCUCUUACUGUAACAGAGUGGAACUGCCAUAUGGACUUCCUAUGCUGUGUUCAUCGGGGGAAGAGGAACAUUUAGUGACUUGUUACUGACAACCAAACAUUUUUUCUUUCCCCUUGUAUUUCAUGGGUCCUAAACUCCGAGAAGGAAUUUUUGUAUAAGUCAACCUCAACUUAUAUUUUGAAGAUAUCUAACAAUUUAUUGUCACAUGGACAAAAUUUUCAUAUGCUCAUCUUGUUAGUAUGGAAACAAGAUAAUUCAAAACUAACCAAAAGAAAUAGCUUCAGAAAAUUAGGAUUAAAAAGUGAAAAUUUAUGAAGAAGAAGAAGAGGAAGAAGAAGAGAAGGAGGAAAUAGUAGUAGUCGUCUUGAGUUUUAUAGAAGUGCUCCAAUCCAGCAGUCCAAAAAAAAAAAAAAACUCACAAUAAUUUUUAAUAGUCUAAUGUUUUAAAAUUGCGAACAUUGCAGCAUAUUGGGUGUGCUUCCCUGUAAUGUAUAUUUUUUUCUGCUAAAAUUUUUAGCAGUCUUCUUAAGCUUUAAAAAGAAACUGCGUUUAAUGCAUAUCUUGGUGUUCAUUUUCAGGUUUUGACCUGCUAUGUUUCAUGUUGUUUCAUGUUUCUUCAUGUUUCAUGAAGUAACAUAAUGAUACUAUGCUGUGUUGGCUGCAGUUAUUUUAGAAAACAGCUAUCUAACCAUGGAAGACAUAGGAGGAGCCCAGAACCUUCUAAUGCUGAUUUAACAGGCUGGUACAACAUUGAAAAUAUGUUAGUGUACUGUGUAUUGUUUUUCCAUUAGUAUUAAUCUUAAUGGCAUAGAAAGACGCAAUUGGUUAGUAAUUGUUUGGGUUGUAUGCCAUUAAUAAAUUGACAGAAAAAUUAAGGGGGUUAAUGUAACUUCAUUUCAUUGCCUUAUAUUAACAUCUCAUAAUAUAAUAGUUUAAGACUAAGGGAAACAGAUGGAGCUGUUUACUGAGACAACUGGUGAGGAAUCAUCAUGUGUUCAAUUUCUUUUUAGAGCGUGAAACUCCUACAUUAGAAUAUAUAAAGUCACUUUAAAUAUUAUCUAUAUUUGUACCAGAAGUAGUGUACAUAUCUUUUAUUAUAGCAUUCUUGUGCAAAUGCAGAACUAAAGUGAAUAAAUAAGUUUCUGUGGUGUACAACAAACAA
Molecule: messenger RNA, 7644 nt
Organism: Psammomys obesus (fat sand rat)
Lineage: Eukaryota; Metazoa; Chordata; Mammalia; Rodentia; Muridae
Gene: Mpdz
Product: multiple PDZ domain crumbs cell polarity complex component
Exons: 49
Coding region: 207-6455 (2082 amino acids)
Molecular function (GO): protein binding
Source: RefSeq, a predicted model, not a curated record